Messenger RNA from Benincasa hispida (wax gourd), 3499 nucleotides. The record is from RefSeq and is a predicted model, not a curated record. Lineage: Eukaryota; Viridiplantae; Streptophyta; Magnoliopsida; Cucurbitales; Cucurbitaceae.
CUUUUAUUUUGGCCAUCCAUCCAUGUUGGUCCAAAUUUCAAUCUGGACUUCGGUGAAGGAGGCUUUGCGACAAUGUGGUCAGAUUUAUAAAUGCAUUCAAUGUUAUCGAAAUUCUCAGGCAGCGAAAACCAUUAAAACCACUGAUUUCAUUUCAUCCGAGAAGUGCAUGUUCGUUUUGGUUGAAGCUGACUUCGCUAAAUAAACCAAGAAUGGGGUUUGAGCCGUUUGUUUGGUAUUGUCGUCCAAUUGUUGCUGGUGUUUGGACAAAUGCAGUGGAAAAUGCUUUUGGCGCAUACACACCAUGUGUCAUUGACUCACUGGUGGUUGCUAUUUCUCACCUGCUUGUUCUAGGUCUAUGUAUCUACAGAAUAUGGCUGAUGAAGAAGAAUUUUACAGUACAGAGGUUUUGUUUGAAGUCAAAGAUAUACAAUUAUGUGCUGUGUUUGUUGGCUGCUUACUGUGCGUUUGUGCCUUUAUACAAAUUGAUCAUGGGAAUUUCAGUCUUAAAUUUAGAUGGGCAGACCGCACUUGCUCCAUUCGAGGUUGUUGCCCUUAUAAUUCAGGCCCUUACUUGGUCCUCAAUGGUUGUAAUGCUUCUUGUAGAAGCCAAAGUUUAUGUUUUUGAAUUUCGAUGGAUCACCAGAUUUGGAGUUGUUUAUAUAUUAGUAGCGGACGGUGUAAUGCUCAACCUAAUUCUUUCUGUGAAGGAUUUGUACAAGAGAUAUGUGCUAUAUUUGUAUAUCAGUGAAGUCUUCUUCCAGGCUUUAUUUGGUGUUCUCUUGCUCCCAUAUAUGCCUAACUUGGAUCACUAUCCUGGUCAUACCCCUCUACAUAGUGAAUUUGUUGAUGCUGCUGAAUUCGAAAGACUUCCCGAAGGAGAACAUAUAUGCCCUGAGCGUCAUGUGAACUUUUUUUCCAACUUCAAAAUUUCUGGCUCAAGCGUGCCUUUUGUGCGAGGUACCUUGGAUUCCUAUCAAGAUGAUGACCAAAACAACAAAUAUGAUUCCGAUGGUGACUCUAUUGCCAGUGCUAGCUUUGAAGAACUAGAAAAAUCAGAAGCAGAGAACUUCCAGGAGGGAGAAGAGACUUAUCGUAGAUAUGGCAGUGAUCUUCAGUGCCUUUUUCAAUCAGGAGAAGGUCAAUUAAUAGGUAGUACUGGUGUCUCAUCCAUUCAACCUAUUGACAAGAAGGAAAUUCCACAAAACCUGGUAUCAGUGGUUGAAGAUUGUGAUUUAAUCCUUGGUUGAAAUCCAGUGUCAGGGAUCCAUUCUCAUUUUGUCCGAGCAUGAAGAUACUUUCAUGGAAUACAAGAGGCUUAGGAGAUGACUCCAAAAGAUUGGCUUUGAGAAGUUUAAAGAAAAUAAAUCUGGAUUUGGCCUUAAUUCAAGAAACAAAGUGGGAUACAUUUGAUGCAGACUUUAUCAAAGAGUUAUGGAGCUCGAAACCCAUUGGAUGGGCCUUUGUUGAAGCAUUUGGAAAAUCUGGAGGAAUUCUAACUAUGUGGGAUGAAAGCAAAAUUUCUGUUACUGAGGUGUUGAAAGGUUAUUCUCUAUCCGUUAAAUGCUUGACUAUAUAUAAGAAUUCUUGUUGGAUCACAAAUGUAUAGGAACCCACUGAUCAUAGAGAAAGGAAGUUUACAUGGCAAGAACUGCUCUCACUCUCAGAUUACUGUGAAGAACCCUGGUGUAUUGGAGAUUUCAACAUCACUAGAAAAAUUCAAGAAUGUUUUCCUUUGGGGAGAUUAACAAGAGAAAUGAGAAAAUUUAUAACUUGGUUGCUGCAGUAAAACUAAUGGAAAUCCCACUUAACAAUGGUCAUUUUACGUGGUCACGCGAAGGAAAUGUCGUAUGACGUUCUCUUCUUGAUAGAUUCUAAUUUCUAAUAAUUGGGAUGGGAUAUUUGCAAACACCAGAGUUGCACGUCAAGCACACUUUUUUUGACCACUCUCAUAUCUUGCUUGAAGCUGGUUCCUUUAAGUGGGGACCUUCUCCUUUCAGGUUUUGUAACAGCUGGCUGGACAUAAGAGAAAUCUGCCAUGUAAUUGAACCAGCAUUGAUUUUUGAAGAGCAACAAGGCUGGGCUGGUUUUGUUAUUUCCACUAAGCUGUGAAAAAUCAAGGCUGCCUUGAAGACAUGAAAUGCAGAUUUUUGAAAGAAAAAAGAAAAAUACAGAAGAAUCAUUGCUAAAAGAAAUUGAAAAGUGUGAUCUAGAAGCCAAGAAUUCAGAAAGAUUCAUCUUGGAAAGGGAUUUGAGACUCUCUUUGAAGGCUGAAUUUUAUCACUUUACCGAAUAGAUGAAAGAAACCUAAGGCAGAAAAGCAAGCUAUGGCUUAAUUUGGGAGAUGAAAAUUCCAAGUUUUUCCACUGUUUCUUAGCAGCAAAGAAAAGGAGAAACUUGAUUUCAGAGUUGUUUAACGACCAAGGUUCACCAACAAGAUCAUUCAAGGAAAUCGAGGAUCUAUAUUGGGCUUCUACACCUCUUCUCUAAAUCACCAGGCAUUGGGGCUCUUCCUCUGAAUUUGCAAUGGCCUACUGUUACUCAAAAUCAGAAUAAUACGCUGGUUGCCAGAUUUACACAUGAGGAAAUUAGAAUUGCUUUAAAGAUGUUGGGAAAUGUUAUAAUUCUAUUGUUAGGGUUUUCCAUUCUUGUAAAUAUUUUGUUAUAUUUUUCUUUUCUAUGCUUUGUAAACUUGUAUAUAUUCAUAUCUUUAGUGAAUAAAUAGAGCAUUCUGAUUCUCUCUCAAACCUAAGAGUUUGGUAUCAGAGCCCUCUUAACAAACUUAGGUUUUGUGAACCUUAGGGUUUGAGAAUUUAGAACCCGUUUGUGUUACAUCUAGGGUUUGGUGGAGAGGUGAGUUUACACUUUUGCUCACAGUCGCCGUAGCUAUCAGCCGCCGCCGCUGCCGGAAAAAAAGGCUAGUUUUUCGACACCGCACAGUCCGUCGAGCAGGCUCAGCCGCUGAUCUACAAAACCCGAAAGUCCGGAUUCCAUCUGACCAGUGCGUGAUGCUCAUGCGCCAUUUGUUCCAUUCUGUCAUUGCAUGUGCCAUCUGUUUUGGUUCGUCUUGGGUUUCCUCAGUUUUGUUGACUCUUCUUGGUGAUGUGUUUGUUUGGGAUAUAUAGAUAUACUCACUGCUUGUAAAGACAUCUCUUCGAUAAAUUAGGGUUUGAUCUCUGUUGUCCGAUGUCUACUUUUUUAGGUAAUGGCUGAUAAGAAACCAGUAGUCAUGCUUGAGAUUGUUCCUAUAGUGUCAAAAGUAACUGAACACAAGUUGAAUGGAUCCAACUAGGAAUCAUGGAGAUUAAAUGUUCUCCACUUUAUUAGGAACAUGGAGAUGAAUGAUCAAAUCACAGAAGAGCCACCGAUUGAUGCUAAUAAAAAGAUUUGGUGGCGGGUGAUGGUGUGGGAAAUGGAGGUAAAUAAAUAUGCGUUUUUUGUGUAUUCUCCAUGCGUCGCAGGCCAAGCGUUGGACUAAGGAAUAUGCAAUAUGCGUUUGAUG